AUCUUCGGUUGAACGAGAUUGAAACCCUAGAAAUGGAAACAAGAGAGAGAUUUUGAAAAAGGAGAGUGAGAGAGAGGGCGGAGAUGGUGUUUUUGGAAGAGAGGGGGGUCCAUUUUAUAAAGGAAAAGAGGUUUUAACGGCUGAGAUUUGGUGAUUUUAAAACGGAAAAUUAGUUAACGACGGUUAAGAUGUUGCCACGUAAAUCGAGGUGGUAACGGGUGGAAAUUCAAAAUUAAAUGGCUCGUAAAAAAAGAAAAACUUUUUGAAUUUCGUAAUCUGUUUGUGUGGGACAGCUGGAUCCUACCCAAGGGAGCAGUUACUCGCACGUGCUUUCUUAGAGAGAGAAAAGCUGUUUCUACUUACCAACAUUCCAGUCGCACGUGAGGUUUCUAUUGGGCUAAUUUUGAAACUGGGCUUUACUCUUACCCUCGUAGAAAACCCCAUCCGUUUUAUAACAAAAACGUCGUGAUGUUCUAUGGUAAAAUCCUCAGACGGCACGGAUGCUCACGUAAGACGAAACGUGAAAUGAAAUGGGCCAGGCCCACCUUGCCGUAUAAAAAGAUCUGGUCUAAGGGUCGGUUGUGACCGGUUUAAGUUUGGUUUAGACUCAAUUCAAUUUCUUUCGUAGAUAUUUUAAACGAUAUUAAAAUUCCCAAAGCGAAAGCAAAUCUGGUUCGUUGUCCUACGAAGUUCGAAAAAGCUAGAGGAGGAGGAAGAAGAUGGCGCAUAGAAUACUCAGAGAUCACGACGCUGAUGGGUGGGAACGCGCUGACUUCCCCAUCAUCUGCGAGUCUUGUCUAGGCGACAAUCCUUAUGUCCGAAUGACAAAAUCUGAUUACGACAAAGAGUGCAAGAUCUGCACCCGACCGUUCACCGUAUUCAGGUGGCGCCCCGGCCGCGACGCAAGGUACAAGAAAACCGAAGUUUGUCAGACAUGCUGCAAGCUCAAGAACGUGUGCCAAGUCUGUCUCCUGGAUCUUGAGUAUGGUCUUCCCGUUCAGGCCAGAGACACGGCUCUCAACAUUAGUACUCAUGAUUCCAUCCCCAAAAGCGAUGUCAACAGAGAGUUCUUUGCCGAAGAGCAUGAUCGAAAGACGAGAGCUGGAUUAGAUUAUGAGUCUUCGUUUGGGAAGAUUCGUCCUAAUGAUACUAUUCGUAUGCUUCAAAGAACGACGCCGUAUUACAAGAGGAACCGAGCGCAUAUUUGUAGUUUCUUCAUUAGGGGAGAGUGUACUAGAGGUGAAGAAUGUCCUUACCGUCACGAGAUGCCUGAGACAGGAGAGUUAUCCCAGCAGAACAUCAAAGACCGUUACUAUGGUGUGAACGAUCCAGUAGCGUUGAAGUUACUUGGGAAGGCUGGUGAGAUGGGCACAUUGGAAACUCCAGAUGAUCAAAGCAUCAAGACGCUUUACGUCGGCGGGCUAAACUCUCGAGUCCUCGAGCAGGACAUACGAGAUCAGUUCUACGCAUACGGAGAGAUCGAGCCCAUCAGAAUCUUGGCCGAGAAAGCGUGUGCUUUCGUCACGUACACGACCAGAGAAGGAGCGGAAAAAGCUGCUGAAGAGCUAAGUAACAAGCUAGUUGUCAACGGCCAGAGGCUUAAAAUCUCUUGGGGAAGACCUCAAGCUCCCAGAACCGAUCCUGAUGGCGGCGGCUCGCAGCAACAACCUCCACCGAUGCAGCAGUACUAUAUGCACCCGCCACCACCACAACCUCAUCAGGACAGACCCUUUUACCCAUCGAUGGACCCUCAGAGAAUGGGUGCAGUCACUUCGUCUCAAGACAGUGGUGAUAACAGAAUGCCUCCACAUGGGCAUUAUCAGCAGCACCAGCCGUACCCUCCACAGCCGUAUGGAGGGUAUAUGCAACAGCCUUACCAGCAGUAUCCUCCUUACCACCAUGGUCCACCACAAGCUCCUCAUCCUUAUCCGCAACAGCAACAACAACCGGGUCCUGGUUCAAGGCCUAACCCUCCUCCAAGUUCAGUCUCUGCUCCGCCACCUGACUCUGUGUCUGAUGGACCAUCAGGGUCCUCUUCUCUUCCAAUGUAACGACAAUUCCUGCUCAGCAAUGUGUUGCUGUUGAAUUUUAUGACGAAAGUAAUAGAAGAGAAUUGUUUCAGUUUCUGUUGACUGUGUAAUUAUUUUUUUGUAGCUCAACGUCUACAUUGACGUUGACCGAACCUAUCCACAAAAGGUUUUCAU
This is a messenger RNA of Brassica rapa (field mustard), 2204 nucleotides long. RefSeq names its product zinc finger CCCH domain-containing protein 25. The record is from RefSeq and is a predicted model, not a curated record. Gene Ontology annotation, molecular function: pre-mRNA binding; metal ion binding; U6 snRNA binding. Lineage: Eukaryota; Viridiplantae; Streptophyta; Magnoliopsida; Brassicales; Brassicaceae. Gene Ontology annotation, cellular component: Prp19 complex; U2-type catalytic step 1 spliceosome; U2-type catalytic step 2 spliceosome.